AUGGCCAGCGGUCAAUUCGUCGACCCGAUUCAACUGCUCCGAAUCACGCCUCUCAUUGCAGCGACUUUGACCCUCGAUCAUGCAUUCGACAGCAACCUCUUCCUAUCGGCUCUCAACCAGCCCGAGACGCGCACCAAGAGCAACGCCGCUCUCUCCACCUACUUCCCCGUCGUAUCUCACGCUGGCUUCUACCGUCGCCUGACCUCCGUCUCUUUGACCUUUGUCGCUUCCAUUGCCAACCUUUAUUCUCGCGGCAGCCCGGCGCGAGCCUGGUACCGUACAGGAGCUAUACUUGCAGUCGCCCACUUCAUCUUCAUGCCCUUCAUGAUCACAUCCAAGGAUGCUAUUCGCACAAAUCAUCCUGCAAGAGACGCAAACAUUGCCUUGGACGAGUGGCUUUGGUUCAACAGACUGAGAGGCUUGACUGUUGACUUGGGCACUUUCCUGGUCUUGGGCGUUGCCGUUGUCAAGAGUCUGGGCAAGUGA
Messenger RNA from Aureobasidium subglaciale EXF-2481, 486 nucleotides. RefSeq lists its product as uncharacterized. The coding region runs from base 1 to 486 and encodes 161 amino acids. Lineage: Eukaryota; Fungi; Ascomycota; Dothideomycetes; Dothideales; Saccotheciaceae. The transcript has a single exon. The record is from RefSeq and is a predicted model, not a curated record.